Passer domesticus (house sparrow) is the source of this 1773-nucleotide messenger RNA. RefSeq names its product hypoxia-inducible factor 3-alpha-like. The record is from RefSeq and is a predicted model, not a curated record. Lineage: Eukaryota; Metazoa; Chordata; Aves; Passeriformes; Passeridae. Gene Ontology annotation, molecular function: RNA polymerase II transcription regulatory region sequence-specific DNA binding; DNA-binding transcription factor activity, RNA polymerase II-specific. Gene Ontology annotation, biological process: cellular response to hypoxia; regulation of transcription by RNA polymerase II.
AUGGCUGCCGCUCUGCCGCUCCCGCCGCUGCCGCUGCGCUUCCGGGGCACGGCCUGGGCGGAGCCACUUCCGGGUCGCGGCGAGGGGGGCGGCCAAUGGGAGCGCGAAGCCGACCCCGAGGGCCGCCGGGAGCGCUCCUGGGACGGGGGUGGGGUUCACUGGGGGACGUUUUGGAGGAAUCCAGCCGACCCCCGAGGGGCCGCCGGGAGCGCUCCCGGGACGCCGCCCAGGUGCCGGCGCAGAGCCGCGAGGCCGAGGGUGUUUCGGGCAGCUGGCGCUGGCGCUGCCCCUUCGCGCCGCGGCGUCAGCGCCCACCUGGACAAAGCGUCCAUCAUGCGCCUGACCAUCAGCUACCUGCGCGUGCAGCGCCUGCUGGCCGCGGGCGCGUGGGCGGCGGCGGCGGCCGAGGCGGUGGACGGCUGCUACCUGCAGGCGCUGAGCGGCUUCGUGAUGGUGCUGAGCAGGGCGGGGGACAUGAUUUACCUGUCCGAGAACGUCAGCCGCCUGCUGGGGCUCAGCCAGCUGGAGCUGAUCGGCCACAGCGUGUUCGACUUCGUGCACCCCUGCGACCACGAGGAGCUGCAGGACGUGCUGAGCCCGCGGCAGGGGGGUCCCCGGCGGCGGGGGGGAGCGCUCGGGCCGCAGUUUCUCGCGCUGCGCAUGAAGAGCACCCUGAGCGGGCGCGGGCGCUGCCUCAACCUCAAAGCGGCCCUCCUGGAAGUGCUCAGCAAGGGCCAGGCUGUCACCAGCCAGUACCGGUUCCUGGCCAAGCGCGGGGGGUUCCUGUGGGCGCAGACCCAGGCCACCGUCAUGGGCGGGGGGCGCGCGGCGCCCGAGGGCAUCGUGUGCCUGCACUUCGUGCUCAGCCCGCGUGGAGCAGCGCGGCUGGUGCUGUCCCUGGAGCAGACCCAGGCGCCGCGAUUUGGGGGAGGGGGGCGCCGCCCCGCCGCCCCCCGCCCCCCGCCCCCGCCGGACGCCGUGCUGGACCUGAGCCUCGGUGCUGCACUGCGCGGGGCACAUGCGGACGUACGCGGGGCGGGGGGCGGCGAGCCCCCGCUGCGCUGCCUGGUGCUGAUCUGCGAGGCCAUCGCGCACCCCGGCGCCAUCGAGGCGCCGCUGGGCUCGGGCACCGUGCUCACCCGCCACUCCAUGGACAUGAAGUUCACCUACUGCGACGACAGGAUCGGGGAGGUGGCCGGGUACCACCCCGAGGAGCUCCUGGGCUGUUCCCUCUACGAGUUCGUCCACGCGCUCGACUCCAACACCCUGAGCCGCAGCGUGCACACCCUGCUCAGCAAGGGCCAGGCUGUCACCAGCCAGUACCGGUUCCUGGCCAAGCGCGGGGGGUUCCUGUGGGCGCAGACCCAGGCCACCGUCAUGGGCGGGGGGCGCGCGGCGCCCGAGGGCAUCGUGUGCCUGCACUUCGUGCUCAGCCGCGUGGAGCAGCGCGGGCUGGUGCUGUCCCUGGAGCAGACCCAGCGCCGCGAUUUGGGGAGGGGGCGCCGCCCGCCGCCCCCCGCCCCCCGCCCCGCCGGACGCCGUGCUGGACCUGAGCCUCGGGCUGGGGGUGCCGGGGGUCCCGGGGGGUUGGGGGUGCCGGGGGUCCCGGGGGUCCUGGCCUUCGUGCGCCCCUCCCACGUGCCCGAGGCCGCCCUGCAGAGGGACCCCCGCCGCUUCUGCUCCCCCGAGCUCGUCCGCCUGCUCGCCCCCAUCUUCGACCCCCCCCCGGCGCCCCCCGCCCCCCCGCGCCGCCCCCGCAGCCCCUCCCGGUGA